Messenger RNA from Oppiella nova, 2013 nucleotides. Lineage: Eukaryota; Metazoa; Arthropoda; Arachnida; Sarcoptiformes; Oppiidae. The record is from the annotation of a GenBank genome assembly.
UGUAUUCAUUGUGUAUUUCAUUUCAUACAAGACUACAGUUGCAUUGAACUGAAUGGUAACAUAACUACGCUUUAUAUGAGUCUCCCAUUGGUUUGAGUCGCGAAUGCGAUCCCAUUAGCAGCUGAUGAACACUACAACUCACACCACAAUCGCCACCAAAACGACUGCAUAUUAAACGCGACAAUUAGUGGCCAAUCACUGCACUGACGGCCACUCACACACGACAGUCACUGUCCUAUUGAACGCCAAUCACAGCCUAUAUAUUGUUAUGGAUUUUGGUUGCAAUACAUUGUAAACAAAAAGUCUGUUAUUAUUGUUGUUGUGUUGUGUUGUCACCCAAACUGGACACACAUUAACCACUGAUGAGUGAGUGUCUGUGCCAUGAGAUGAGAUAGUGAUCGUCGUGACCACCCAUUUGAGUACAACUCGUGAGUUGAUGCGAUCGCUUGACAGCAAUGGCCAUGAAUUUCGGUGCGGAAGCCAGUGAUGAGACCAAUCACUCGGUGUUCGUUAACUUCAAUCAGGACUCGUCGUCGCUCGCCAUCGGCACCAGAACUGGUUAUAAGUUAUACGCCUUGAGUUCAACCGAUAAACUAGAUUUGCUUCACGAGGACGGUUCCGAAGACAUCCGGAUCGUUGAGCGCCUGUUCUCGUCGAGUCUGUUGGCGAUCGUGAGUCUGUCGUCGCCGCGGAAGCUAAAGGUGUGUCACUUCAAGAAGAAGACGGAGAUCUGCAACAACUCGUACGCCAACACAAUACUGGCCGUCAAACUGAACCGCCAGCGGCUCAUCGUAUGCCUCGAGGAAAGCAUUUACAUCCACAACAUCCGCGACAUGAAGCUGUUGCACACCAUCAAAGACAUGCCGUCCAAUCCGAACGGGUUGUGCGCCCUAUCGCCCAAUUCGGACAACUGUCUGUUCGCAUACCCGGCCGCCAACACCAGCGGCGAAGUCAAUGUGUUCGACGCGCAGAACCUGCAGAACAAAGUGCUGAUCACAGCCCACGACAACCCGUUGGCCGCCAUCGCCUUCGACUCGAACGGCACUAAAAUAGCGACCGCUUCCGAGAAGGUUGGAACUGUCAUCCGGGUGUUCAACGUAUUGGACGGACAAAGCUUAUAUGAGUUCCGGCGCGGAUACGCGCGCUGUGUAACCAUAUAUUCACUGUCUUUUAGUAGCGACUCGUUGUUCUUAUGUGCCUCAAGUAAUACAGAAACGGUUCACAUCUUCAAGUUGGAGGACUUGAACGAAGUUAAACCAUCCGAAGAGCCGCAGGGACUGUUGGGAUACAUGAAGGCCGUCGGCACCAAAGUGUUGACCCAAUCGGCCAGUUAUUGGACACCGAUGGCCGACAUCAUGAAUCAGUGGCGUUCGUUCGCCACCGCGAGACUCCCGAUGUCGGGCUCGCGGAAUGUGUGCGCAGUGGCCAACAUCCAGAGGGUGCCCCGGGUGCUGAUCGCGUCGGCCGACGGGUACCUCUAUAUCUAUGAUCUUAACACAAACGAAGGCGGAGACUGCACUCUAAUUAAACAGCACCGACUGGACGAGACGCUAGGAAACGCCGACCCUUCCGCCACUGCUAACAUUCAGGGGAGCGUCAGUUACGCAGCUGUUGUCCGCGGCUUUGAGCCCAACACCACUACAGUCUCUUCUACCACUGCCUCCUCUGCUGCUGCCCUCCAACCCGUGUCUGCCGGUGCAGUCGCAGAGACGCCGCCGCGGACUGAGUCGGGAGGUGACGACUACGACGGCGACUUCCCACCCAUGACCUACUCGCCCGGAUUUUGAACACACCCUCCUUGGAAACCCCCCUUAGCUGAUGACAAACAACUCGAACUUUAAUUAAUCAUAUGAUUCACAUUUUUUGGUUAUUUACUGAUUCAAUCAGUUAUAUAAAAAUGUAUAAUAAUUUACAGUUUAUUUACUAUUUAUGAGGACAGUUGUCCCCCAUUUUUUUGAUAAAUGUAUUAUAAAACGGAUGUUUUGCUGUAAAUAUUUAUAUCAAUUUCAAACG